This is a messenger RNA of Esox lucius (northern pike), 935 nucleotides long. RefSeq names its product flagellum associated containing coiled-coil domains 1 (gene flacc1). The coding region runs from base 116 to 784 and encodes 222 amino acids. The transcript has 8 exons. NCBI's taxonomy places the organism in Eukaryota, Metazoa, Chordata, Actinopteri, Esociformes, Esocidae. Gene Ontology annotation, cellular component: cytoplasm. The record is from RefSeq and is a predicted model, not a curated record.
GUCAAGACCUCCCACUGACAGAACCCUACAUUAGUGUUAGCCAUGUUGUUAAAGCACUUUGAGAUUCCCUUUGUAAUGAAUAAAUGUGUUUUCUAGGCAGGGGGUCUGGCAGGAGAUGCAGGAACAGAUGGGGAAGCUGACUGCCCUCCUGAAAGAUGAACGGCGGUCCCACCACCAAAGCUGCCGUGCGCUGUUGGAAGAAGCAGAGUGGAGAGCUGAAAGAGUCAAGCAGCAGCAACAGCUGGAGAUGGAGCAGCUGAUGCAGGCCCACAGAUCUGAGAUCAGUGCUUUAGUGGACUUCCACACCAAGACUCUGGAGAGGGAAAGGGGCUGUGCAGAGGAGAGAUGUGCCCUGCUUGAGAAAGAUUACGACUUCCUCAAAAGUUCCUUCCGAACAUACAAGGACAAUAUCUUUGAGGAGAUGUGUAACAGCUGGCUAAGGAAGGAAAACCACUGGAAAGAGGAGCAGGAGAGGAUUCUCACAGACCAACUAAUGCAUUUAAGUGAGAAGUUGAACAAAAGUAAGCAAGAAAAGGAAAACCAAAGGGAAGCAUUCAAAACGCAGAUGGCAGACCUCCAGGCCAGGUUUGAGGCAGAGAAAGAGGUGUUAGCUGCUGAACUGACAGAUAAGGAUGUGACCAUACAUUUGCUGAAAACCGCCCUUCAGCAAACACAGCCGCAACUGGACACUGUGACCAGCCAUCUGCCAGACUUUGUGAAGAACACACGCCACCUCAGGUCAAGACGUAUGUCACACAAUAUACCAGAACCAACAGUGCCAUAGUACUACUCAUGACCACACCAGUAUGUGUCCGGACGUCACAUUGUUUUUGAGGUUUCUGAAACAUUGUGUUAUAUGACAUGCCACAUUGUGCCAAGAACUACCCUGGGAUGUGUUGAAGCAGCAACAACAACAAAAUUCAUAAAAUUGAUUG